AUGACGGUGCUGGCGGUCGGUGCCGGUGAUGUUGGUGGUGGUGCACUGUCAGUGGUGCAGGUCCAUUGUUCGUCAGACACAAAACAGUCGGUGUACAAAGUGGCUGCUGCGUUCGCUGCGGAGAAGGCGCAGCCGAUGGGCGACGAGGGUCCGCUGGCGCAUACAAACCAGCACUCUACCGUAUCCAUCAACACGAGGAAUAUCCUGGAACGGGAUGAUAUUGGUUAUGGAAGUAGGUUACGCGGCAAGAGGGGCUUCGAUCGGAAUUAUGAAACGAUGUGGAUGCUGCAGAAGAAGAAAUACGGACGGAAGAGUACUCGCGAUGUUCCUCAAAGAGUUUAUCUAGAUAACGAUAUGACAUUUAAUGCUGAUAACGCUCUUUAUCAAUCCCAUGGCACUAGACAGAUAGAAAUUCAUUUCACCCUUGAGCAUAGGUUAGAUAGAGCUGUCUACCAAGAAGGAACGAUGGUCGAUCAGCCAUUGAAAGAUUGGACUGAAGAGAAGAAUUUCCAUUCCUCGAGCGAUUGGUCAAAUUCUAAUGAGAAUCCCAAAGUGACUAACAGCGAAAGUAUAUGGCUUCGAAAUUACGAAUCUCCUGAAAAUCUCGUUAAUUCUGAUUCGAGCAAAAACGAAAAAUUACAUGCUGACCUGCGGGAUCAAUUCGUAUCGUUGCACAAUCCAAUAUACGCAAAUGAUGUUACCGCUUUGCGUGAAUCUCCAAUUGCAAUCAGAAAUGGCAAAACUCAAAGUGUACCGCUAUCAUUGGAAUCUUUGAAGAGAACUAUAUUGGAAUUAAGAGAUAGUUUGAUGUUGGGCUAUAAAAGAAGAAAUAUAACACCGAAAAGAGAAUCUAAUCAGUGGAAUGAACCAAGAUCGAUAGCUGAAAUGUAUAAUUUUGGGGGAGAUUUUGAAGACUAUCUUGAUGAAGAAACAAUACGGAGACUAAAAAGAGCAAAAAAUAUAGCUAACGAAGAUGAAAAUGACUCCAAACUUUUUCAGGGAGUAGAGUUUGGGGAAACAUAUUUUGAGAAACGAAAUUCGAAAGAAUCACAUGAUCGCAGUAAACGCAGUAGAAGGAGUUUUAUCGUAAAUUCAAAUUACACAAAUAAUCAGAAAGAUAUUCCUGAAAAUAACCGUUAUCAAAAAAUUCAAAUGAUUAAUAGCGUUCUCAAAAAUAUAACUACAAUACAAAAUAAAGAAAUCGUUACCGAAUUAUAUUCUAGUUAUCUUAGCAACGAUGGAAAAAAUUCGGUAAACGCUUCGAACAAGAUAAAUAUUACUGAUCUGAAAAAUUCUUUAGAUAAAGGAUCUUUUUCAGAUAAUCAUUUCAAUAACUUAACGAUUAACCCAUCAACAGAACUAUAUUUAAAUGAUCAUUUCUUCGACAACAAAUCAUUAUUUGUUAUAAAAACGGACUUACAAACGCAUUUACCAGAACAUAUUACAAAAAAUAAAGUUCCUAAAACAAGUUGGAAGAAAAUUGGUCAACAUUCCACAAUUAAAAGGAUAUUAAAAACUAUUGAUCAAACAACGAAGAAUCGUACUAACUCGUCCAAUUUCGAAAAGAGUGCAUUCACUUAUUUGAUAGAUUUUUCAAUAAAUGAUGGUACUGAUGAUUCUGGGAAAUCCCUGAAAAAUCGAAGUGGCGGAGAGAAAUCAGGAUUCGCAACGCAGAAAAUAUCGCAACUCAGCAUAGAUGACGGACAAUCGAAGGGCGCGGAAAAAGAGUUUCCCCGGGGAAAUAUGUUGCAUGGGUUCGGUAUCGGAACAAAUGAAUCAUGGAGCUGUGUCUUCACAACAACCGUAGCCUUGAAAGAAAGAGAAAUUGAGGCAGACGAAACGCAAAACCGCGAGCUGAUACCCGGUGUCAUCAAAAUAUUUGAGCCUCGAGGGCAUCUAUAUCAAAAGCAGGAGGCCGAGACGACGACGACGACGACGACGACGAGAUUGUCUCGGGAAAUGGAACAAGACGGUAUGUCCGCGGCGAAGAUAAAGUCGGACGAAGAUAAAGUCGACAAGUCAAGAAAUACAAAUGCAAGAGAAGACUCUUUGACUUCGCCGAUUGAUUCUGUCACCAAUGCGACAAUGAAACCAGAAGCCGCAUAUAUAAAUACGUCUGAGACUGGUGAAUCGAUAAUACUGAGGGAUCUUGCUUCGGUGAUUGUAGACAACGAUUUGCGAAAGCAGCAACAGAUGGUUCCGCUUCUAAGUGUCGAGAAUAGAAACGCAAAUAAAUCGAAUGGAAAUUUGGAUACUGAUAAAAUCGAUAUUCGUAUUCUCGGGUCAAACGGAAAUGAGACUAUGAAUGUAAAGGAAGGUACUCGAACUAUAAUGGAAGCUCACGAAUAUCACGAAACCGAUAACAAUUUACAGAGGAAAUUAUUAUGGAUUUCAGUCGAUGGUGAAACUAGAGAUUCAUCGAUAAAGAGCAUGAGAUCAGUUUUUAGAACUACGACUGACAGUUAUACUGAAAAUAUGAAUGAGAAUCGACAGCAAAAUAAAAUAACUAAUUCCGCAAACUUGGGAAAAAUAUUGACUAGAGUUAAACGCGAAGAUAAAGCUGAAGAAAGUCAUAUGUUACAGGAUACUAUAAAUUCUCAGAGUGCCGAAAUAAAUCACAACGCUCGUUACAAACAAUCCGUAUAUCCUUAUAAAAAUAUUGACACCAAUAAUGAAGCAGAGAAUACAGCAGUUGAGAAGGAAGCGGCGAUAAAUUACGAUGAAAGUAAUGAAUAUCAAAAUCUGAAUGUCGAAGAUCUUAAAGGGUUUUAUAAUGAUAGAGAAGACGAUGUGCUUGAAGAUAAUGAUAAAGCAGUGAAAAGAAAGGGACAAUCUUCAUUUAGACAGCAAAUCGACCCUGUAAGAACUAAAGUUGAUAUGUUAAUUAAGCAAAAGCUUGAUAAGAAAAAACACAAAGACAGUAGAAAUUAUAGAAGAAAGAGACAUAAUAUGUUGGAUAUGGUCGAGUAUUACGAUUAUGAUGAUGACGAAGAAGGCGAUGUUCCAAUAAACGAGCAAGAAGCUGUGAAUAAAGAUAAUACAUUUUCAAUUAAUGCGAAAAUAAAGCGCGCUGGCAAAUCAUCAUGUAAGUCAGGUGACUUAGGGAAAAAGAAGAAUGAAAACGCCGAGGCGGUAAUGAAAGAAGAACUCAGAAAAGCAAAAGCAAAGAACAAAGAGCCAAAAGAAGAAAUUGUCGUUGAUCUUGGUGAACGUAAGAAUAAGACUACGAAGAAAGAUCAAAGUGAUAGAAAGCCCUUCAGUUCGUUAGGAUCUAGUUUCGAGAACGUGUUCGAUGAGGAAAGACAAUUAUUAUCUAAGGGAAACUCGGAGAAAAUUCGUCAAAGCAAAGAUUUUGCGAAUAAUGUUUAUUAUAAAGAACCAGUUGCCGCGAAAUCAAAAUGGUUGAAUCAACCAUUUGAGGAUAGAAGCGUAUCAUCGAAGAAUUCGGAGUUAUUAUUAGAGGACAAUAAGAAAAAAACUUCAAAUAAACCUUUCGAAUACAUAUCCAAUGCAGAUUUAAAUUCCAAUGUUAUCAAAAAUAUUUUAAUAGACAUUCAGCCUAUCAAGAUUGUGGAUCAAAAUAAAGAAUCGAAAACUUCAAAAGACUUCUAUGAAGAUUUUGGAAACGACAGGGCUGAAGAUCAUUAUCAAGAGAACGAUUCAAACAAUAUUGAGUUUCUGUAUGAAGAAUUGAAGAAUUUGUAUGAUUGGCCUGAUGGUGAAUUAGAGAGCAGACCUCGGCUUAGAGGCGAUCAAAGACUACGCUAUGAAUUAGAUGAUAUACUUGAUACAAAUCCCUCUCAAUUACAGCCAUUGAACGAUAGGUUCCUCAACUCGGGUCAAAACGACAACAUACAAAAGAAAUUCCAGUCAAUUGAUUCAUCUCUAAUGCGUGACAUUGAGCAGAGUUCAACGGAGAAGAAAAAUGCACCGAGUAUAUUUUCUGUCCAAACAACUGCCCAGUCAAAAGUAUCAGAAGAUAAAAAUAUUCCGUUUUCCGAAGGACGGCCAAUAAUCGAUACGGAUUCCGAGACUCCAUACGAAAAUAUUAAAUAUAUCGAGUCCACAACACAUGAAUUAUUGAAACGAAAUCUAAAUUUGGAGGAGCAGGCAGCGAUUAGUUCACAAGACUUACAUGAGUCUUUUGUGGAAUCUCCAGAUUGGCAUGAUGAUUUCGAUGUAAAAGUCAGAUUGGGCAGAGGACUGAAAGCUAUAAACGAUACAGUAAUUUCGGGUUUGAAGAAAACUUAUAAUCAAGAUAAUACAUUAGACGCAGAAAAUGCAACUUCUUUGCAAGUCUCUCAUGAUAAUUCAUCUAAAUCACAAAAUUGGCACAAUGAUACAAUCGCAAAUUUAUUUAAUCUUUUCAAUAAUAAUCACGGUGUAUCUGAUCGAAGAGCUAAAAAUGUUCAAGAAUCGAUUUCAAUGAAUACAGUUAACAUGGAUGAUGACGAUCUCGAAGCUGCCGAACAAAAAUACGUAAAUAAUCAAACCUCGAGAAUUAGAAGAGCAGCUGUUUCAUAUCGCACGUAUUACGACAACAUGAAUCAAAAUCAACAUGAUUAUGAUGAAACUAGCAGAAGUCUAGAUAACCAAUUUUAUUCUCCGAAUAUCGUCGAAAAUCAGUUCGAUGAAGCGUAUAAGAUUGGAAACUGGAACAGUGACAGUGACACACAAGAUCGUGAUCAAUACUCGAAAAUUUCUCGAACCAACACGAGAAAGGAGAAAUCCAAAAAAGGGAAUAAAAAGAAUAAGCAUCCCUCGAAAAAACACGCAAAGAAAAGUAGUUCGCACUCUUCUUCAAAUAGAAACAGGAGACAUCACACACAUCGGUCUAAUAUGUCGAAGAACCGAGGUGAUUUAAAGAAGAAGAACAAAGCAGAAACAUCUCCUUUGAUUAGACGCACUAAAGUUCAGAAGAGUAAAACGGCCGAACAAGGACGUGCAAGAAUGAACGAGGCACUGGGCGAAAAAGUGUUUUACGAGAAUGCGGAGGAUCAGAGUACAGUGAAGCCGGAGAUGGAUGAUGUACAGAGAAAGGAAAUUACGCUGCUCCUCGCAGCCGACAACAUUGACGACGAGUCGCAGAUGGACGUGGCUCUUCACGGUGAACUAGCUGGAAAAAUUGUCGAGCAAAUAUUCGAACAGGUCCAAAAAAAUAAUCGACUGAAGAAUGCUUUUGGUCCUGGACUUCGCCGCGAUCACAAAACGGAAGAUGUAAUAAGGGGUAACAUUUAUGGACAAGGACUCGAUAAAGCUGGAGUAAUCACGAUAUUUAUUGCGAGAGAUUUGUGUACGAAUCACACGGAAACGAUGAUAAAGAAAGUUAUGGGGCUCCUUGAUACGCUAAUUGUGAAUGAAGUGCAAAAGAAAACUUGCGUUACUUUAUCGCCGGAUAUGCGAGAAUUUUUAGGCUGGAUGCUGGAAAUGGAUCGAGAGGAAGAAUUGUUAGAAGAGGCACUACUGCUGCCAUUGGUCCGUGAGAAAAUUAUUCCAGAGCAAAACACAGAACGCAAAUUCCUGUUUGACAGCACUUCCAAGCAAGAGGAAGAAGGAAAUAUUAAUGAUCUACAGAAAAAAGUGAGAGUAUUGGAAACUCUUGUAAAAGAAUAUAACGCCCUGACUGUAAAAGAAAAAACGAAGGUUCAAACAGUCCAUGACUAUUUGAUUCGACAGUUAAAUCUACUUUUACAAUACAUCGAAGCGCGAGAAACUGCAGAAACAAAAGGAAAGCCUACAUCAAUGUUUGGCGCAGCUAGAACUAGAACCGGAAAUAUCUUACAAUAUCAAAGUACUGUGCCUAAUGCUACUAAUGCAAGCUAUUCGAUGACAAAAGAUGUAUUCUCUUUGCCAACCGAAGCGCAUAAUCUUUUCCGGCUCAACAAUUCGUUUGAAACAAUAGAUAAACAGCUCCACGAUAAUCAUGUUGCAUUUGGUCACAGAGAAACACGCAGCCUCGAUAACAUUCCACCGAAACGACAUCACAAAACGAAACGCCAGAAGUUCCGCAAUCAAAAUAAAAAUAAAAAUCAUAGACAGCCAAAGCUAAGACACAAUGAGCAUCGCAGACACGUAGAUCAUGUAGGAGCACUUCCUAGAUAUAGGAAGUCGCGACAAAAACGCGCAAAUCCCGAAGAAAAUCAAGCUUCGCUUUAUUAUUUAGGUUACGAAAAGCCAAGAAUUUACGAUUCGUUCGAUCUCCUCGAUGCGAAGUUGAAAAGGGAGAGCAAAAAGAAGAAACGAGAAUUAAUCAAUAAAAAAAACGCAGCAAUGGAGAAUGAUAGGAUACUCAAUUUGUCACCAAUAAAAGGGAAGAAUCGUAUGGAGGACGAAGUGAUACUGCUCAACAAGCGAGAAGCCUGGAAGAGGGAGAACGAGGAACAGCUGAAAGAGGUUGCCUUUGGCAAAGACAUGAGAAAUAGCUCAAGGAGGGAGAGAGAACGAUUCGAGAAAUUGACGGAAGGAGAUAAACACAAACCUCCCUCGAUCAAUGAGACGAAUUCCAGAAUGAAGCGAGAGGACAUAAUUCGCAGGACAUUAACCGGCGAGAGUCAGGACCAACAAUUCUCCAACAAAUCUCAUGCAACAUUCAAAAUUCGUGAUGGUGAAUCAUGGAAUAAUUCGGAAAUAAAUAAUGUUAACGGCAUAAAGGGUGAGAAUAAACUGGAAUUGGUUGAGCGAAGAAUCAAUGUUUUCGCGGACAACAAAACCGACGCAGCAAUUGAUUCCGCGGCUGCGCAAGUCAGCGCGGAAGAAAAGUUAGCGACAAAUGCAGGAGCCAAUAAUCAGAUUAAGGGAAAACUUCGUGCUAUAAACCGUGAGACAAAAAUUGACAAGGCAGACGGAAGUACAAGCUUUGUAAACUUGACGAGGAACGCGAAGCCUCGGGUCUCGAAGGAGCGACAGAAAGUUUUAGCAACAGAAAAAGAAGCAGAUGAUAACGCUGUAAAAUUAAAUCGUGCGACCAACUAUCGACAUGAGGAAAUAGAUCCUGAAAUUGAGUUGAAAAAUUUGAGACAGGAAAGAGAGAAAAAAAUUUAUGGCAUUGCAAACUGGAAGACUAGCGACUACUUUUACGAUGGUGAUAAUCUCUCUAGAAAUAAAUUAAGAGAAAAAUAUAUAGCUAAGUUAGAUGAACUGGGUGACCUGGAUACGGAUCCUGAGAAUAAUUUGGUACCUCUGAGAUUAAGAAAUAAUAAAUGGUUGAAUGACGUCGUUGAAUGGAAGCUGCUGCCGAUAAUAAAACAAUUUCCAUAUGACGAUUAUGCCUUAUCAAGAAAUCGUUUAAUAGAAAAAGAAACACCUAUAUCAAGCAACAUUAAAGACGUGCAAUCUCAAUCUUAUUUAAAUAGCCCAAAAUUUUGGCAACAAAAACAUCGUAAAAGGAACAGUGUCUUUAAUAUCUCACCUAUAUUAAAAAUAACCGACCGUGAUUAUUUUCCGCGCAGAACUCAUCGAAACGCGAAACGAGUCUUUGAAAGAGCGAGAUUCAACAAUUUACAGGUAGAUCCUAAAGUUAUUUUUAAAGUUCAAAGACCAUUUCGACCGUGGAACAACAAAAGAACGAACGACGUUGCAGAAUUUGGAGUGCCUUUCGUAUUGAAAGAUCCUAAACGCGAGUUCCACGAAGUACUUCGAUCUCGCAAUCAUCCAGAGCUCGGCGACCGAAUAAUCUACGGUGCGAUCGGUCUACAAUUGCCGGUUUGGCCGUAUCAGUAUUACGAUGAUUUUACGGACUCAUCGACCUUUCACUUCGUCCCGAGCAUUCAUGGGAGAGGUAACGAGGUGUAUCGAUAUCCCGCGGAAACAUAUCACGAGCAUGGCCUCUUUAAAAAACGCCGUGCUCACGACGCGAGCCGGCGAUUCGCAAGGCGAAAUAGAUUCCGCUUGAGAGCUUUAGACGGAGAAGAUGCCGACGAUUUUCCGACGAAUAACUUAGCAAACAAGAGCUCGAAGUCCAGAUUUUCACAAGGAAAGUUUCGCGUGGAACCGACCACGGUGGUUCUCGCCAGUGGUGAAGAUUACUUCGCGUUCGGGGAGACAAAAUACACAGGAAAGAAUGCAAGAAAAACUAACGAAACUAAAACAAAAUUAACAGAAUAG
Molecule: messenger RNA, 8103 nt
Organism: Cyphomyrmex costatus
Lineage: Eukaryota; Metazoa; Arthropoda; Insecta; Hymenoptera; Formicidae
Exons: 18
Coding region: 1-8103 (2700 amino acids)
Source: RefSeq, a predicted model, not a curated record